AUGACACAGAACUUGUUUGAUGAUCUCAAAGACAAACUAGCUAUACAGCUAAAUAAACUCUCAGAAGAUGUUGAAAAUCAGAAAGAUAACAAGAAACAGAAUAAUACUAUAAUAAAUCUACUGAAUAAGAUUAAGAAUAUUUCAGAUCCAGAGCAGCCUCUACAACAUGCAGAUCUAUCAGAGAAUGAGACUGUUAUAGAAAUUACAGAAGAUAAUCUGAAGAUAUCAGAUAGUUCACAUAAAUCUUUACAAGACUUCACUUUUUCUGUCAGAGUUCUAACACCAGAUACACUACUCAUUAUUGAGUGGGAACAUAUAAAUCUUGAUAAUUUGCUCUUGACAGAUCUUGGCAGCUUGCCAUCUUCAGAUAAAACAGACAACAACAACAAGAAAAAUAAGGCACCAGAAGAUGGAACAGAAAAUAGUAACAAGGAAAUUAAGAAAUCAGAUACUAGCAAUUAA
This is a messenger RNA of Coccidioides immitis RS, 462 nucleotides long. RefSeq lists its product as uncharacterized. The transcript has 2 exons. The record is from RefSeq and is a predicted model, not a curated record. Lineage: Eukaryota; Fungi; Ascomycota; Eurotiomycetes; Onygenales; Onygenaceae. Bases 1 to 462 code for a protein of 153 amino acids.